Chenopodium quinoa (quinoa) is the source of this 414-nucleotide messenger RNA. RefSeq lists its product as uncharacterized. The record is from RefSeq and is a predicted model, not a curated record. Lineage: Eukaryota; Viridiplantae; Streptophyta; Magnoliopsida; Caryophyllales; Amaranthaceae. The transcript has 3 exons. Bases 1 to 414 code for a protein of 137 amino acids.
AUGCAAGGUCGAUUUCGUGGUAGAAAGGGUGGGAAAACCCAAAAUAUGCUAGGUGCUGUUGAUUUUGAUAUGAAAUUUACAUAUGUGUUGGCUGGUUGGGAGGGUUCUUCUCAUGACUCAAAGGUCUUGCAAGAUGCGCUCAAAAGGGGAUUUAAGGUUUCUAAAGGAAAGUAUUACCUUGCUGAUGCGGGGUAUGGUGAACGUAAAGGAUGCAUGCCUCCAUAUAGGCGUAUUCGCUACUACUUGAAAGAGUAUACCAACAAUCCACUCGAGAAUGAACUUUAUCUUUUUAAAGAUAACAUUUUCAGUGAUUAUGUAUUUUCAGUGAUCAGUAGUGAUGCUGUAAAUAAGGCAUUUGCUGACUCUCCAAUUGAAGUUGCUGAUAACACAUCAGAAAGUUCUGGUGCUACCUAA